CCUACACCUCACAUCGAAAUGAAAAUUAAGGGUCGCUGGAUGCUGCUGAUAAACUUACUGCAAAAAACGAAAGUGAAGCAGUAAAAUGUGAGAAACCAACUUAGCCGGUUCAGUGUAAUAUUUCAGUCAAAUUUCUUCCAGCUGCUGGCAUUGUGCGCGAUCUCUAAAAGGAUCUGAAAUCCAUAUAUACAAACGAUUGAUUCGCUUAUCUUGGCUUCCAGUAUGACCGAGAGACUUCAGCUGCGAGACUGGUUGCUCACAUUGCUACAGCACAAUCAAACUCCUGGUCUAACUUGGAUUGAUAGAGAUAAAAAAAUAUUUGCAAUCUCAUGGAGACAUGGUCGAAAGAAAGGCUGGAAAUCAGAAACUGAUUCACAAUUAUUCAAAAAAUGGGCGAUGUAUAAGAAACGAUAUGUACCGGGAAAUGACAGAGAGAAUGCUAAACUAUGGAAAUCAAGAUUCAGAUGUGCAUUGAAUGCACUCAGUGACGUGAAAGAAUUAAAAACUUUAAGUCAGACGAAGGGAGAAGACGCGAGAAAAAUCUAUCAGUUCUUGCACAAACAACGUGAGGUGACUGUGAGAAGACGAAGGUUCCUCAGAGACAAAGCGAAAUUUAAUAAAGAUGAAGAAGACAAUGGGGAACAUUGCCACAACAAAAUAGACACACGUCAGAAAUUACAAUACCAGGUCCAAGCUGAAAAAUUGCAGGAGAAAAUGGAACAACCAAUCCAUCAAAGUAUGUCCAUUGAUUUUCAAAACUUUGAAGGAUGGCGCCAUUAUGUUGUCUAUCAAACUUCCCAAGAGUUGUAUAAAUUUUCAAACUUAUGUUGCUCUCUUGACGAGGAUGACAUGGAAGCAAACAAGACAAUAGAGGAACUUUUAACUCCCAAGUUUGGCUUUGUCUAGGGUCGAGUAAAAAGUAUACCGACAGUUUCUCACUGGUACUAGUUCUUAUCACAAUCGGCUUAACCGAAAAAAACCAUUUGAAAAAACUUUCUUCUAUGAUCAAUGAAAUAUAAAAAUGGAAGAGCUGAUCGAGAAAGAUGGAUUUUAUUAAAAAUAUCAACCAAAUACAAUGUACAAUAUUUCUUGCGCGUUUGGGUGUGUU
Dendronephthya gigantea is the source of this 1108-nucleotide messenger RNA. RefSeq names its product interferon regulatory factor 1-like. The transcript is spliced from 4 exons. Gene Ontology annotation, biological process: regulation of transcription by RNA polymerase II; immune system process. The record is from RefSeq and is a predicted model, not a curated record. Gene Ontology annotation, cellular component: nucleus. The coding region runs from base 223 to 906 and encodes 227 amino acids. Gene Ontology annotation, molecular function: DNA-binding transcription factor activity, RNA polymerase II-specific; RNA polymerase II cis-regulatory region sequence-specific DNA binding. Lineage: Eukaryota; Metazoa; Cnidaria; Anthozoa; Malacalcyonacea; Nephtheidae.